UGCGCUAAAGAACACUAAAUACAUGCAGAUUGUAGGAUAUAGGAUUAAUUGCAAUUCUUCAUGAAUCGUGAAGUGUAGGCUAGGCUAUUAGAUCGAUUCAAAUACCAUAAUAAUAGACCCUACCUAUGAAAUAGGUCAGUGAGACUGUGAAACUUUCAUUUGUCCAUGACCACAUUGCCCAUGAUACUUUCUAUGUUAAAAGAAAGGAGGCAUGUGUCUGUGUGACUGUGAGUACAAUUAGUGAUUUGAUUUGUAUGAGUGGGUAUAGCUUUCAAGAGUUUCUGCGCCCUUGCCUGGACUCAGAUUACGUACAGCUAUUAAAUCACGCUGGGAGGGACUUCACAUGGGAAUUAAUUACUGUAGAGAGCUCUCCUGGUGACGCAACUGAGAAACACAAAACUCAAGACUUGCGGAGAAGUUUAAAAAACGGCACCUGCACUGAGAAUUUGCGCUCCACCAAUACAUACCCCUGACUUUUUCAUAUCAGUCAAGAGAGCCACAGACAGGAAACUACAACGAGGACGGCAUUGGAACUUGCAUCAUGUUGGGCAGGAGCAAGAAAGCUCCUACCGCCGUGCACCAUGAACCCAAGGCUGUGGAAUCCCAACCCAAGUCGCAGGACCCAUUUAGGUAGCUGGGUAAGAGAAUAGUGACUCUCAUUGGUAAAAAAAUAAAAAUAGACCCUACCUAUGAAAUAGAUCAGUGAGAUUGUUAAACUUUCUUUUGGCCAUGACCACAAUGCCCCUGAUAGGCUGCAAUGUUAAAAGAAAGGCUAUAGCCAGGCAGACUAUAUGAACAUGUGACUGUGGGUACAAGUGAUUUGUGUUUGUGUCAGUGGGUAUAGUUUUCAAGAGUUUCUGCGCCCUUAGCUGGACUCGGAUUACGCACUGCUAUUAAAUCAUGCUGGGAGGGACUUCACAUGGAAAGGGAAUGAAUUAAUGUAGUGCGCUAUCCUGGUGACGCAACGGAGAAACACACAACUCAAGAAGAGUUCAAAAACGGCACCUGCACUGGGAAUUUGCGCUCCCCCAAUACAUACCCCUGACUUUUUCAUAUCAGUCAAGAGAGCCACAGACAGGAAACUACAACGAGGACGGCAUUGGAACUUGCAUCAUGUUGGGCAGGAGCAAGAAACCUACUGCCGUGGACCAUGAACCCAAGGCAGUGGAAUCCCAACCCAUGGCGCAGGACCCACUUAGGAAACUGGGGGUGCUGGAUGAUGAGGAUGUCCGUACAAUGAUGCACGGUUCCAACAUGGUGAAGGUACGCUCCCAGAGGUGGCAGAAGAGCCGCAGCCUGCGUCUGCUGGAGGACGGGGUCACCGUGUGGUGUGAGUCCACCAAGAGCUCCCGCAAGGCCAAGGCACAACAGACCUUCUCAGUGACAGAGGUGGAGUGUGUGCGUGAGGGCUGCCAGUCUGAGGCUCUGCGGAGACUAUCCGGGUCAGUACCAGAGAAUCAGUGCUUUACGGUGGUGUUCAGAGGAGCCAGGAAGAGUCUGGACCUCCUCUGCUCCUCUGAGGAGGAGGCGAGGCACUGGGUCCGAGGGAUACGCACGCUGAAGGAGCGUGUGGCCAACAUGACCCAGAAGGAGAAACUGGACCACUGGAUCCGUGGCUACCUGAGACGGGCUGAUGAGAACGACGAUGGGAAGAUGAGUUACGACGAGGUCAAACGCCUCCUGCAGAUGAUCAACAUCGACCUGAAUGAACAGUACGCACGCUCGCUAUUCAAGAAAGCUGACCGGUCAUGUGACGGCCGUCUGGACCACGUAGAGAUCGAGGAGUUCUGCAGGGAGCUGAUGAGGCGGCCGGAGCUGGACGCCGUGUUCAGACAUUACUCUGGUAACGGCUGUGUUCUGUCCACCGCUGAGCUGAGAGACUUCCUGGGAGACCAGGGGGAGGACGCAUCACUGAUCCACGCUCAGAGCCUCAUCCGCACCUACGAGCUCAACGACUGGGCCCAGAAGAACCAGUUCAUGACCCAGAAUGGUUUCACCAUGUACAUGCUGUCCCUGGAGAACGAUGUGUUUAACCCCGACCACGCCCGGGUGCACCAGGACAUGACCAGACCUCUGGCCCACUACUUCAUCUCAUCCUCACACAACACCUACCUCACCAAGGACCAGGUCACCAGCGCCAGCAGCGCCGAGCCAUACAUCAGAGCUCUGAACCAGGGCUGUCGCUGUGUGGAGCUGGAUUGUUGGGACGGGGACAAAGGAGAGCCUGUCAUCUACCAUGGACACACCCUUACUUCUAAGGUGCCCUUCAAAGAGGUAAUCGAGACCAUCGCCCAGUAUGCCUUCAAGGCCUCCCCGUACCCCCUGAUCCUGUCCCUUGAGAACCACUGUACGGUGGAGCAGCAGACGGUCAUGGCCAGACACCUGCGCACCAUCCUGGGCAAGAGGCUGCUCACCAAGCCCCUCAACGACCAGCCUCUGAAGGACCUGCCCUCUCCUGAGGAGCUUAGGGGUCGUAUCCUGGUGAAGGGGAAGAAGGAUGUUCACCACCUGAACCAGCUGGGGAAGACCAGCAGCUUUGAUACCAGCUCGGACGACGAGGCAUCAAGCAGCAACAAAAAGGACAAAAAGGACCCUGCCAAGGCGGUCUCAUCUAAGCUGAGCCCAGAGCUGUCUGAACUGGUGGUGUACUGUCGAAGUGUCCCCUUCCGCGGGUUCCAACACUCUACCCAGAAACCACCCGAUGAGAUGUCAUCCUUCAAUGAGAAUGACGCCCUCAAACACAUCAAGGACACAGGAAAGCUGUUUGUCAGACACAACAGCAGGCAGCUGAGCCGGAUCUACCCCUCCGGGCAGCGCCUCCAAUCCUCCAACUACGACCCCCAGGAUAUGUGGAAUGGCGGCUGCUCGAUGGUGGCUCUGAAUUUCCAGACUCCAGGGGAGCAGAUGGAUCUGAACCAGGGCCGUUUCCUGCCUAACGGCCGCUGUGGAUACAUCCUCAAGCCCAGCUUCCUGUGCAGCCCCAGCUCCAACUUCAACCCAGAGAUCACAGGAGGCGGGCCAGGACACAUCCCCACACAGCUCACCAUACGUAUAAUAUCAGCACAGCAGCUCCCUAAGAUCAACACAGACAAGCCCAACUCCAUUGUGGACCCACAGGUGUUGGUGGAAAUUCACGGGGUGGCCAUUGAUAAAUCCAGAGACAAAACCCACCGAAUCGACAACAAUGGUUUUAACCCACGCUGGGACAGCACUUUGAGCUUCCAGCUGCAGGUCCCUGAGCUGGCCCUGGUACGCUUUGUAGUGGAAGACCAUGACCACAAAGCCAAGAAUGACUUUGUGGGCCAGUACACCUUGCCCUUCACCAGUCUCCGUACAGGUUACCGCCAUGUCCACUUGCUGAAGGCAGAUGGCUCCAGCCUCUCUCCUUCAACCCUUUUCAUCCAUGUCAAGGUGUCCCGUAAGGGGGUCCCCAUCAAGACUGUGUCUGAGCGCAUGGCCUUGGCUAAGAGUGAGGGCAAAGCAUGACCCCUAUCUACCUGAACCAGUGCCACACUUUUCUGAUAAGCCCCAUGCAUAUCUCAUCUUGGGGAGGGAAAGUCUCCCUAAUUGGGGUGAAAAGGACAAGCUGCUGCCUGCCUAUGUCCUAGUACUCAUCUCAUACACCCAAUUUAGAAUUGGCAGGACAUAUAGGGCUCCCUGGCUACAGAGAGGAAGACAUCAGUCCUCCUCAGUCAAACCUGGAUGGGAGUCUUGCCUGUUGAUGAAUAGUGUUGGCUGGGAGAGAAACUCUCUGGCAUGUUGCUGUUGUGAGAGUAUUCUGUGCUCUGUCAUCAGUGCAUUCAGUGUUUCCAUAGAGACAUGACUUUGGCGCUGACCUGUUUUACACCAGAACUCUAUCUACUAUGAAGCCAAUAUAGUUUUUUUUUCUCACUCAAAGCCAGGUUUGUGUCCUGGAGUCCCUGGAGCAGAUCAUGAAGACGUUUCCCAACAUUUUUAACAUAUUUAAAGUUAAGAAAUAUGGAACUUUUUGCUACUUUUAGCUGAUGUGUGGUGAGCGUUCUGGCACAAAAAAUGGUCACCGUGCAUCACCCAGGUGGAUGCCGCGCAUUGAUGGUGGAUGAGGUGAGUUUCCCCCUACUAUGUAAAGCUCUUUUGAGUACCUCAGUUGGUAGAAAAGCACUAUAUAAAUCCAAUCAAUUAUUAUAACUUUUUUUACUAUUACAGAAUUUUAUAGAAGCAUUUUUUCAGGGCAAGACUUGUAGUUGAGCUCCUUUUUCCAGGACAACAAUAGUGUUAUAUGACUAAAUUUCAUCGGUAAAUGAAGUCUAGUUGUUGUGGUAUUGGUCUGUCACGCCUGGCAUGGCACAGUCCAAAAUACUGAGUGAAUGCCUAACCUUAGUGACAAAAUGAAUACAUUUCAACACUUAAUGUUUCUGUAAUGUGUUUGCAACAAAUUGUGUUUGUUGCAAUUGAUGAAACACACUUCUUUCAGUGUGCAAUUUCUGAUAGGAGUUUUUAGAUUAUAUUUAACAUUGUUGUAAAAUGUUAUAGUCUAAUGUAGUUACAGUAUUCUAAUUAUCUCAGUAAAAUGAAUUCAUUUGCAUACUGUAUGUACUUUCUCUGACACUAACUUCCUUUAGCUAAAUAAAAACAGCAUCAAAGUCACAGAGGGUCAAACCAAGACUAAUGCAAUUGACCAUGAUUAUAUUGUAUACAUAUAAUUGAAGUAUUAGCUUUCAUGAAUUUCCAAGGUCAGUUUUCAUUACGAAGCAGUAAUCCACAAUGCACUAGUAGAAUGUAUUGUUACUGGACUUUAUUAUUUGUAUUCUUUCCUCUGUUCCUCUAAAUUUAAAUUCAAAGUCACUUUAAUUUUGAAAACCGGCAAAUGGUUUUGACAGUUUACAAUACUGUAUUUGCCUUAUUUCAAUGGAAACAGCUGUUAGUAUUCUUUCUUAUAGUUGCUAAGACAGUAUAUGCGUACCUGUUUACCUCAAUGUCUCUUCAGUUGUGUACUUUGUUGUGACUUGUAUCUGUGGGCAUCAGAUUCAUAUGGGUCAGUGUUAAAUCCAGCCACCAAAUCUGAAAGGUCUCCCAGUCCAUUUAACAACAAAAAGCACUUAAAUCCUAACUUUGAAGAUGGUGCAUCUUUAUAGUACUAUAGAAACAAAUAAUUCCCCUGAGCUUCAGGGGCAAUAUUAUCAUUUACAUUAGUAUACUAAGUGACAUUAGCACAGUAUUUAUUUGGCUGUUUGCUUCAUUCAUCUCACAAACUGGUUUGUAUUGUACUGAAUGAGAAGAGAGUAAUAUUAUUGUAAUACUAAGUGUGAAAGCCUAGAGAAGCAUGUUCAGUUUUUAUAAAAACUAUUUUAACCCCA
Salmo salar (Atlantic salmon) is the source of this 5336-nucleotide messenger RNA. RefSeq names its product 1-phosphatidylinositol 4,5-bisphosphate phosphodiesterase delta-3-A. The record is from RefSeq and is a predicted model, not a curated record. Gene Ontology annotation, biological process: intracellular signal transduction; lipid metabolic process. NCBI's taxonomy places the organism in Eukaryota, Metazoa, Chordata, Actinopteri, Salmoniformes, Salmonidae. Gene Ontology annotation, cellular component: plasma membrane. Gene Ontology annotation, molecular function: calcium ion binding; phosphatidylinositol-4,5-bisphosphate phospholipase C activity.